AGGCGACAGUGUGAAGGUGAGCGACGAAGACCACGACUCAAACACUUAGUGAAGAACAACCUCAGCACUGCUAGCUUGUUUGUGUUUGUCGAACUGAAAGCACAGUCCACCAGGGCUAGGUAGAUAGAGCACAUGUACUAGCAUAGCAAGAAGCAGAACUCAGCCAUGGCGUCCUCUGCAGAAACCAGCGCGGGUCCGGGUGGCGGUUUUUCUACAACAUCUUCCUCGUCCUCAUCCAACCCCAACUCCUACAACGCCUAUUUUCGCUCGAGGAAGAAAUCUCUGCAGGAUUUUCUGGAAAAAAAAGUCCAGUUGAACAACACAGAUGAUGUCGUUGUUCUUGACCGCGUCAAGUACGCUCCAAACGCCGGCACGGUUUUGCGCCACAUGCCAUUAUUCGGGCCGGCGCAGGCCCUGUUUCUGACGCAGAGCGAGGACAACGAGAACUACUACGCCCGGGGUUUUGUGAAGGAAGUUCUGCGGAUGGCGAUGGCGUUUCCGCAUGCCAAAGGACAUCAGAGUAGACAGGCGUGUGGUUCAAGAACAUCCGAGGAACGAAUAAACGAGGAAAGCUCGUCGUCACCAGCUGAGGUGAACGAUGAAGAUGAAAGUGAGACUCCUACCACGUCCGACGAAGCCACGCACUUCUGCGUCAACGGCGAUCUGAAGCAAGUGCUGCACUUCUUGAAGCAGUCGGGGUUUUUUCUUCUUGCUAUCGAAAACAAAGAGGUGUUUGAGGAACUGAACGGGGAAACAGAUGGGGCGACGCUGAGCCGGCUGCGGGAAACGCACACUUCCUGUGCACCUAUAGAGGGUGAAGCUGAUGCAGUAGAUGUCGAAGCGACUACCACUACAGUGGGUGAAAGCGCAUGCUUGCCUUACACCUCGAUAUUUGAGCUUGACAGAAGUGCUGCUCUGGGAGCUGAAAAUCUGAAUCAAAAACGAAUCGCGUUCGUGUUCGGCGGCGAAUCCUGGGGGUUGUCGAAGGAGAUGCUCCGUCUCUGCGAUGCCGGCGCAUUCCUCCCGACAGUCGAGCAGAAACCAACGAAAACGCGCACGGAAAGUGACAAGAUUCGCCCGCGCGCGCAUACCUGCAAUUUGAGCGUUGCAGCGACGAUGGUGUUAGGCGAGAGGCAUCGACAGAAGAUAACUCAUCUCAGCGGAGGGAUAGUGCGAGAGCAGCAGCUGCUUCCUCAAAUACUAGCGACAGCAACUUCAACGAGCAGGUCCCCCUCGUCUUCAAAUUCCUCAAGCAGGACGAGUGGUAGCCGAGCUUGUUGCGCGGGAGCCCCGACGAGUCGUGCAAACCCAACCCCAAGUCUCUCCCCCUCGACAACCGCCUCUACAACUCCUGCAGUUUCGCCGAGUAAAGACCGGCCCAGCGACAAUUUCAUGAAUUCACCACCCUCUCCACAAGCAAAAAUGAGUAAAAGUGAGCCCACACCAAACAUUCACCCAGACGACUACCGCGUUCUGCUUUUCUACCUCUACACGCCACUUGUCGUAACCCAUCAAGAUCGUGGUGGCGCUACCGACGUUCGUAAACCUCUUGCUACCUCUCUUCAAGAUUUCUGCGACGCACGCAAUAUUUCCGGUCGUCUUCGCGUUGCGAAAGACGGCCUGAACGGCUGUUUGGGCGGGAAGGAAAGUGAUCUGCUGGAGUUUACAAGGCUUGAAAUGCCUGAAGAAGUUCUUGCUGAAAAAUGCGGUGUAAUCAUCAAAGACUUUUCCACAGUACAUUGGAAGUGGGGCGGCUGUGUGGACGACGGGUCCGACAAGACGAAACAGAUGAUGCAGGGCCGCACAGCGGUGCGUGUUUGUGAGGAGGUGGUUAGCCUGUUUGGAGACUGCUAUCGGAAUGCUAGUAAAAAUGUCGCAUCUGACUUAAGUUCCAGCUCCACGCCGUCGUGGGAAUCUCAUCUGCAAAUGUACCGGGAGCAGUUCAACAGCGAUACUUGCUUGCAAUCACUUUUUGCGCAUCAGAAAGCAGCCGACGAAAAUGCGAGUUGUGGAAGGGGUCUUGAAGGAGAUUUGUCCGGCUUACCGCCGUCCGUGCCGGUGCCUGCCCUCACUCCCGCCAUCUCCCUAACCCCCGAGGCGUGGAACGAACGAUUGGAAAAAGCAGAUCAGGCUGUUUUGCUGGACGUCCGCAACGUGUAUGAAACCGCCGUGGGGCACUUCGACUUCGAUUCGGAACAAGCCACAACGACCGAACGGAUCGACCCGAAAACCCGUCAAUUUACUGACUUCCCCCGCUUUCUGGCGCAGAACAGGAAAGAGCUCCAGGAGAAAUGCAAGGGAAAAGAGGUUUUCGCUUACUGCACGGGCGGGGUGCGGUGCGAACGCGCGACGCAAUUGCUGCGGCUGGUGCUGGAAGACAACGAGGACUGUAAAAGAAAACGUCGUCAGAGCGUCGGCGACGGAAACGAGCAGUUGGUGUUGGAAGACGAUGGUGCUACAACGUCGGAAGCUCCUCGUCCAGCACGGCAGCAGAAAAUCUUUCAGCUGCACGGCGGGAUUCACGCUUAUCUGCAGCAUUAUCCGGAUGGGGGGAAGUUUUUCAAAGGCAAGAAUUUCGUGUUUGAUAACCGAAUGGUGGAGGAGAACUUCGGCGAGGAAAUAGUUGGGAAGUGCGUCGUUUGCCAGAGUCCCUGGGACGACUACAGGUUGAACCACCGGUGUAGUCAGUGCCGAAUGCGCGUUUUGGUGUGCGACGGGUGCAGUAACGAGGCGGCUGAAACUGAUACCCAGAUGAAAGCGAAUCUAGGUAAAGACACGGACGCUACAGAAGGAAAGGAGACCACGUUGCUACGCGUUUUGUGUGAACUGUGCUGCAACGCUGACACAUGAUCGUCACGACCUCCACAUGAGCAACCGUAAACAGCCGAAUCCAGCAAACUCCAUCAAAAAGACGAAAAAAAAUUGCGCGUGCAACCGCGAGAGCGACGAAAUCUACAUGUGGCGAGGAGCUUUUUC
Messenger RNA from Amoebophrya sp. A120, 2976 nucleotides. The record is from the annotation of a GenBank genome assembly. NCBI's taxonomy places the organism in Eukaryota, Dinophyceae, Syndiniales, Amoebophryaceae.